This is a messenger RNA of Closterium sp. Naga37s-1, 6087 nucleotides long. NCBI's taxonomy places the organism in Eukaryota, Viridiplantae, Streptophyta, Zygnematophyceae, Desmidiales, Closteriaceae. The record is from the annotation of a GenBank genome assembly.
AUGUACAUAUAUUGCCGUCCCCUGCCCCCGCCUCUCCCCCUCUCUUCCCCCCCUUUCCCACAUUCCCCCCCCCUCACCCUCCCCUUUCCCCCCUUGAUUUCCACCCGUUACCAACCCCCCAUAUCCACAUCUCCCACCCAUCCCACCCCCUUCCCCCUUCCUCCCCACCCAAAUGGCUCGAAGCAGCACAGCACGUUCACGGGGGUUGGGGCGGAACCAGUAGGGCUUGGAGCAGCGCAGUGGGUUCACGGUGGGCAGCAUUGUGGCUCGGAGCAGCGCAGUGUGUUCACGGUGGGCAGCACUGUGUGGGUGCCGGACGAGGAGGACGCAUGGGCGGAGGGCGAGGUGGUGGGCGUCAAGGAUGGCGCCGCGGGUGCAGGCGGGCAGGUGGUGGUGCGCACCACAGGGAAGAAGAAGCGCGAGGUGACGGUAGCAGCGUGCGCGUGCUAUGCACGCGAGGAGGAUGGGGGCAUUAUGGACGACAUGGUCAAGAUGGCGUAUCUGCACGAGCCGGGGGUGCUCUGUAACCUCAUGCUGCGCUACCAGCGCAACCUUAUUUAUACCUACACAGGCAGCAUUCUGAUAGCAGCGAACCCCUUCAUGCGCAUACCAGGCAUCUACGACCGGGAGAUGAGGGAGGCGUACAGAGGGGCACAGAUCGGUGACCUCAGCCCGCAUGUGUUCGCCAUUGCUGAUAACGCGUACAGGGCGAUGGUGGACGAUAAGCGCAGCCAGUCGAUUCUGAUCAGCGGGGAGAGCGGGGCGGGCAAGACGGAGACAACGAAGCUGGUAAUGGAGUAUCUGGCGUCCGUGGGGGGGCGGUCCGAGGCCACCGAGGGGCGCAGCAUUGAAAGCCAAGUGCUGGAGUCAAACCCAUUGCUGGAGGCCUUUGGCAACGCCAAGACGGUGCGAAACGACAACUCAAGUCGCUUCGGCAAGUUCAUCGAGAUCCAGUUCGACCAGCGCGGCCGCGUGUCCGGUGCCGCCAUCCGCUCCUACCUUCUAGAGCGGUCCAGAGUGGUGCAGAUAGCAGACCCUGAGCGCAACUAUCACUGCUUCUACCAGCUCUGUGCGGGUGCAUCCCCUGAGGAAGCAGAGAAAUACCGGCUGCCUCCAGGGCCUAACAGAGCGGAGAAGUUUCACUACCUGAAGCAGAGCAAGUGCAUUGAGCUGGAGGGGAAGCGCAGCAACGCGGAGGAGUAUGUGAUCACUCGCAACGCCAUGGACGUUAUUGGGAUCUCACAGGACGAACAGGCAUCAAUAUUCGGCAUCGUGGCGGCCAUUCUGCAUCUGGGAAACGUGGAGUUCAAGGAGAAGGGCGACAAGAUGCGCAUCGCCAAGAGCUCCGAGGAGAAUCUUGAGAACGUCGCUCACCUGCUCUCGUGCGACAAGAAGAAGCUGCAGGAGUCACUGUGCACAUUGAAGCGCAAGGUGGGAGGCGAGGUGAUCAAGAGCUAUCUGGACGAGAAGGGGGCUGUGGUGCGCCGAGACACGCUCGCCAAGACACUCUACUCCAAGCUCUUUGACUGGAUAGUGGAGAAGGUGAAUCGGUCCAUUGGCCAGGAUGCCAACUCCAUGGCUCUCAUUGGCGUGCUUGAUAUCUACGGCUUCGAGCACUUCAAGCUCAACAGCUUCGAACAGUUCUGUAUCAACCUGGCAAAUGAGAAGCUUCAGCAGCAUUUCAACCAGCACGUGUUGAAGCUAGAGCAGGAGGAGUAUGAGCGGGAGGAGAUCAACUGGAGCUACAUCAACUUCCGGGACAACCAGGACGUGCUAGACCUCGUUGAAGGGGAUAAGGGCAUUCUCACACUGCUCGACUCAGCCUGCAAGCUAGCCCAGUCCACGCCAGAGUCCUUCACCAUGUCGCUGUACGACGCCUUUUUGAAGCACGAGCGAUUCACCAAGUCCAAGGGCUCCGUCACUGACUUCACGCUGGAGCACUACGCGGGGCGAGUUAAGUACAGCACCACGGAGUUCAUCAGCAAGAACCUCGACGCCGUGGUAUCAGAGCACGAGGCGCUGCUGCAGAAGUCCACCGACCCGUUUGUGGCUGCGCUGUUCCCUGCGGCUCAAGAGGAGGUGAAGGAGGGCGGGGGGAAGGGCGGCAAGGCCACCACCAAGUUCGCGUCGUUGGGGAAAUCGUUCAAGCUGCAACUGUCGCAGCUGAUGGACACGCUGAACCGCACAGAACCGCACUACAUCCGGUGUAUCAAGCCCAACUCCAAGAGCCGGCCGGCACUGUUUGAGAAAAGCAUGGUGGUGGAGCAGCUGCGAUCGGGGGGAGUGUUGGAGGCCAUUCGCAUGUGCUCGGCGGGCUACCCCACUCGCCGCCUCUUUGACGACUUCAUCGACAGAUUCUCGCUGCUCGUGCCCUCGCUCUUUGACAAGGAAAUGUCGGACCCUGAGUACGUGGAGGUCAUUCUGCGCCAUGCCAAGCUGGAGAAUUACCAGAUCGGAAAGUCAAAGAUAUUCCUGCGAGCGGGGCAGAUGGCCCUAAUGGAGACGUGCCGGCUGGAGAUCAUGAACGCUGCUGCCGCCCGCAUUCAGCGUGCCACGCGCCGCUUCCUCUUCCGCCUGCACCGCGCCCGCGCUGCCCUCUGCAUCCAGAAGCUCUGGCGCGCCUACAAGGCACGGGAGUUCGUGUACCACCUGCGUCAGCGCCUGGCUGCAACGUGCAUUCAGCGUAUGGAGCGGGGCCGGCAGCAGCGCAUGCGCUUCCUCGUGCUGCGGCGGGCAGCAAUCACCAUCCAAGCCAAGUACCGCAUGCACCUCUAUCGCAUGCGCUACCUGCACAUGCGUGACAACCUCGCUGCCACCUGCAUUCAGUGUCACUGGCGGGGCUAUGCAGCUCGCAAGCCCUGGAAGGCCCUGCGCCAGUACUUCUUUGCACGGCUGGCGAGGCUGCGAUAUAAGAACCUCAAGCUGGAGGCGGCUCGCAUUGCUGAGCUGGCGCCGCCACGCAAGAAGACGGAGGUGGCGAUGGAUACAAUCCGCAUGAUGGUGCUGCGCGUGCAGAGGGACAAGGCGGAGAAGGGGCGGCAGGCGUUGGAACGCCAGCUGGCGGAGGCGAGAGAGGAGGUGGAGCGGCGGGGUAGGGAGAUUGCGGCUCGAGGCAGGGAGAUAGCCCGGCUGCAGGAGAUGCUGGAUGCGGAACAGGCCAGGGCAGAGGCUGCAGAGGCGGAGGUGAGGGAAAUGGUGGCGGAGCGGGAGGAGCAGCGGGAGGAGCAGCAGCAGCACUUGGUGAAGAUGAAAGAGCUCUCUGUGUUGCCUGAUGCGCUGAGCGAGGGAGAGGGAGAGGAGGGAGAGGAGGAGGGAGUGGAGGAGGUGAAAGAGGUGGCGAUGGAGGGGGAUAGGGAGAAGGAGUGUGUUGUCGUGGGGGUGGAGGGCGGCGCAGACAGGACGGCGCUUGCCAACCAUUUCUUGCCGCCAAUUCUGGAAAGAUCUGCACAAAGCGAGGCGGAUCUAGUGGAGGUAGAAGAGAGGGCCGUGAACAGAGGAAAGGACGGCGAUGGGAACGAGGAGCAAGGGGAGCAAGGGGAACGCAAGGAGCAGCAGGCUCAGGAGAAGGGGCAGGAGCAGGUGCAGGGAGGAAAGGGCGAGGGGCAAGGGGGAGCGGCAGCAGCAGCGGGAGGCGAGGAGCACAAGGGAGGGAAACCUCGACCUGUGUCGCCGCUAUCAGCCGGCGCCAGUGCCAUCCGUGAUCGGCUCACUCUGGACGUUGGUGCUGGCACCACCACCAGUGGCGCCGCUGCUGCUGCCACUGCAGGGGCAGCAGCAGGGGCAGCACCUGGGGCAGCAGCAGGAGCUGGAGCAGGAGCAGCAGCAAGUGUAGGCCCAGGCGGAGGCGCCCCUCUGCCUCCCAGCGACGGCAGCAGGCGCCCCAUGCGCCCCCGUGCUGCCUCCUCUUCAGGAUCCAACUGGCAGGUCGCCUCAGAGGACGGGGACUUAGACCAUGAGGGCGCAGCAGCAGCCGAGCAGGACCGAGAGCCCCUGAGUGCUGACAGGGGUCCGCUUAGUUCAGAACGGCCCAGGAGAAUGUCGGCUGGCGCGGGAGGGGGUGGAGCGGGAGGGAAGGAGUUUGGCCGGUAUGGGAGCAGCUCGUUCCGGGGCUCGCCGGCUCGGGAGUUUGAAGGGGGAGCGCGGGUGGGGCGUGGGGAGGAGGGGUCGUGGAGUGGGAGGAAGCUGGGUGGAGUGGGGUCGAGAUCGGCUAGGAGUGGGGCGAGUGAGGCGUCGCCGAGGGGAGGGGUGGGGAUGGGGAUGGGGACGCCGCCCACGCCUGGGGGGAGUGGGGCGGGGACGCCGCGGGGGAAGAGCCUGACGUUUUCGGCGAGCAACUUUGAUAAGAUUCUGGCGAGCAUGCAGCGGGAAGUGGAGAUUGCACAGAAGAUGCGUGAGGAGAACAACUGGCUGCGGGCGGCGUACAAGGAGGCGGUACACAAGGCAGAGGUGGCAGCGGCACUGGCGGGGGCGGAGAGGGCGAGAGCAGAGGAGGCGGAGAGGAACGUGGCAGCGCGGGAGGAGGAGAUGCGGGAGGCACUGGCACGAUGCCAUGAGCUGCAGGAGAAGCUGCUCGGGAAAUCGCGCGAGGUGCGCACGUUGAGUCAGAGGCUGAUUGCCUUCCAGGCCAGCAUGGCCAACGCCAAUCCGGCCAUGCCCAUCGACAAGCAGCAGGAGGUGCUUCUGAACGAGAUAGCUGUCAGCCGCUUCCCCUUCGGUCCGCAAGGCCAGCCAGUGGCAGCGUGUGUGGUGUACCGGUCGCUGCUGCACUGGCGAGUGUUCCAGGCCGAGAAAACCAACGCGUUUGACCGAAUCAUUGAGACCUUCCAGAUGGUGUCUCGCUCCGAUGACAUGAGCACCUUGAGCUACUGGCUCAGCAACCAUGUGGUGCUGCUGUACCUCGUGCAGGUGGUGUACAAGGCCCCAGCAGAGAAGCCCAAGUUGGAGCGCGUCACCACGUUUGGCUUCUUCGGCGCUCGCCCCCCCACUCCGCCGCGACCCAGCGCAACGAUGCAGCAGGUGGAUCUGAUGCUGUUCAAGCAGCAGCUGGCGACCGGCAUCGAGCGGCUGUAUGUAACCAUCCGUGACAGUGCCAAGACAGAGCUCGCCGUCCACUUCAACCCUCAGCCUGAGGUGCGCGCGCAGUGGUGUCCGUGCACGUACAGCAACGGGGAGAGGAUGGAGGAGGGGCUAAGCUGUCUGGAGCAGCGAUGGAUGCCGCCGUUGCAGCCUGAUGGUGCGAGCGCAGUGGUGCCCGUGCACGUACAGCAACGGGGAGAUGAUGGAGGAGGGGCUCAGCCGUCUGGAGCAGAGCACCUGAUGGUGCGCGCGCAGUGGUGCCCGUGCACGUACAGCAACGGGGAGAUGAUGGAGGAGGGGCUCAGCCGUCUGGAGCAGUGGGUGCAUGACGUGGAGGUGCAGCUGAGGGAGGUGCUGGGGGGGGAGAGGGAGCCCCUGAGGAAGGAGCUACGGCACCUGCAGCAGACCAUUCUCUUCCUGACCCUGGACCACAAACCGCGGCGAACUUUGGAGGAGCUGCGGAUGCUGUGUCCUGAUUUAAGUAUGAACCAGCUGGUGCACAUGUGCAUUUGGUACGAGGACGACAAGUACGGCACCAAGGGUGUGGACCCGAGUGUGAUCGAGCAGAUGUGGAGCGAGAUGGUGGAUGACAGCCCCAUGCUGCUAAGGGAUGGCGAAGGCAUCCCCUUCACAACGGACGAGAUCGUACACAGCCUACCCGAGAUAAACCUGGACGAGGUAGAGCCUCCCCCCGAGCUCCAAGACGACCCCACCUUCCACUUCCUCCUCCCCCUCACCUCCAUCCCCUCCGUCCCCUCCACCCCAACUGCUGCCUCGCACACUCCCCGCAACGCCUCCCCGCGCCUCCCUCCCCCUUCCGUGCCAUCAUCCAUCCCCCGAUCGGCCUCACUCUCUCAUGCCCAUUCUCGGCCCGGCACCGCUCCCCACCCUAUGGGGGGUGGUACUCCUAGGGCUGCUGGGGCGUCGUCGGUUGCGAGUACGCCUCGUGUGCCGUCGAGCCCUUGGGAUUACUUCCGAGGGCGAGGGGCGUGGAAGAAUGAAGAUGCGUGA